CCUCCCAGCCGGCCGGCAGCUCCACUCCCUUCCCCGCCCCGUCGCUGCUGCCCCCGUGACGCCCCCUUAUCCCCGCUUCCUGGGCCACUCCGCGACGCUUGCCUGCAACCGAGCACGCGGCUCCUUUAAAGCCGGGGCUGAGCCUCCAAUUCGGGCUGCUGCCGCUGCCUCCUUCGCCAGCCGGGACUCGGGCCGCUCUCAGCCACCUUCCGCGCCUCCUCGCUGCUUGCACUGACUCGGGGGUGCAAAGAGAGGCGGACGGGCGCUGGCUGGUCCCAACUGCACGAGCCAAGCCCCCCGCUGUGAGCGCCGCUGUCGGGGAUGGCUGGGCUCUAGCGCUGCAGGCUUUAGGGCUGGGCAGCGGCACAGGACCCUUGCGAAGCUGCGGCUGCUUCCCUUUGGGAUCUGGAAGGGCCAACCCCGCCGAUGGUCCCUUCCUCGACAUUUUAAGUAGUUGAGGGGUUCGUCUACUGCUGUGGGAGGCGGAGAAGACCCUUUCCACUCUAAUUCCAGAUCCGGAAAAGAAAUACUGCUCUACAGAGGAUCUAUAAUGGGCAAAGAAAGCAAUGGCUUCUUACUAAUUAUUCUACUAAUUAGAAUGACUCCAAGUCUCUCUUCUACUGUCAAUGAUACUGAAGCCACACUAGAACCUAUAGCAACCGAAAAUGCAGCAAUUCGCCAGAAGAUAGUUGAUUCCCAGUUCAAAUGCUAUGAGAGGAUGAACAGAGAGCCGCCUUAUGAGAAAAAAGGUCUAUUCUGUAACCGCACAUGGGAUGGAUGGCUCUGUUGGGAUGACACCCCUGCUGGAGAAGAAGCGGAGCAAAAUUGCCCUGAUUAUUUUCCAGAUUUUGAUCCAACUGAAAUGGCCUCAAAGUCCUGUGAUGAGAAUGGAAACUGGUUCCGGCAUCCUGACAACAACCGAACUUGGUCUGAUUACACACAGUGCAAUUCCUUCACAAACGAAAAGCGUAAGAUGAUAAUGAUACUAUAUUAUAUGGCCAUAGUAGGACAUGCAUUAUCCAUAACUUCCCUACUGAUUUCCUUGGGGAUUUUCUUCUACUUCAAAAGCCUCAGCUGUCAAAGGAUAACACUGCACAAGAAUUUGUUUUUUUCGUAUGUUCUUAACUCUGUGUUUACACUCGCCUACCUCAUUGCCGUUGUUUCUGAACCAGGCCUGGUAAAAAAAGAUCCAGUAAGCUGCAAAGUGCUCCAGUUUUUUCACCAGUACAUGCUGGGCUGUAACUAUUUCUGGAUGCUCUGUGAAGGCAUUUAUCUUCAUACUCUCAUCGUGGUGGCGGUAUUUGCUGAAGAGCAGCGUUUGCAUUGGUAUUACCUCUUGGGCUGGGGGUUUCCUUUAAUACCAGCAUCAAUCCAUGCUGUGGCAAGAGCAAAAUACUUCAAUGAUAACUGCUGGAUGAGUGUUGACACUCAAUUAUUGUAUGUCGUUCACGGGCCAGUGAUGGCAGCGUUAUUGGUCAAUUUUUUCUUUCUGCUUAACAUCGUCCGAGUUCUUGUCACAAAACUAAGAGACACGCAUCGGGCUGAAUCCAACAUGUACAUGAAAGCUGUCCGAGCCACUUUAAUUCUGGUGCCCCUGUUGGGAAUUCAGUUUGUCAUUAUUCCUUGGAGACCGGAAAACAGACUUGCCGGAGAAAUCUAUGAUUACGUCAUGCACAUAUUGAUGCAUUACCAGGGUCUACUUGUGGCAACUAUUUUCUGUUUCUUCAAUGGAGAGGUCCAGGGAGCUUUGAAAAGGCAGUGGAUGCAGUAUAAAACCCAGUGGGGUCAAAGACGACGAGAGCAUUGCUCUACACGAUCUACCUCCUAUACAGCAACAUCUAUCACUGAGGUUCCCAUUUAUCUAUAUCCCCAUGACUCCAACAGUGAACAGUUCAAUGGAAAGUAUAUAGAUGACUCUGAACUUGUUGCAUUAAAAUCUGGAGAGACAUCUGCCUAGCUUACAAAAAGAGGAUACGGUUUUCUGUUUGAGCAGGAGACCAGAAGGAGAAGAUUUCGGUGUCAUUGCAAGAGCAGGCUCUGUUAGAUGACAAGAUGCAUCAUAUCUAAACCACAGAAAUGCAGCUUUCUGAUGGCGGCAACUUCAAAGGGAUCUGAAAAAGAGAGAGAAAGAGGUGCUCACUGGAUCCGCUUGCUGUGGAGAAAGAACCAAGGCUGAGUUACUCAGUGAGAGGCAUGGAAUUUUUUAGAACACAGCCAUUAUAUGAAAUGAGGAUGCUACGGUAAUAAAAACUUCUACAAGAUGUCACAUGAAGAUCUGGGAAAUAUCACUGUUUCUAUAAAUGGAUUUUUUGUUGUCUCAACUUAGCUAGACACAAGAAGGAAAUGGUCAGUAGUUUUUGCAUAAGAUUUUUUUUUUUACAAUAGACUUCUAAUCCAUAAACAUGAAUUACUCGUCAGUGUCUUGGGAAACAUUGCAUUUGAAUAGCUACAGUGCUUUUUAAGGGUUUUUGCACUUAGGGCAAAACAAUUUUUAAAAUAUCAUUCCAUUUUAUUUAAAUACUUACUGACUCAAGAGGAUAUUUUACAGUAUAAUUGUAAUAUCAAGCACAGGACAGAACUGAAGGUAAACUAUUUAUUGUGCUACCAGUGUUCAAGAUAGAUGAAGCACAUGGGAAAUACAGUGUGGAACUGGACAAUCUAAUGCAGGGCUUGAGAGACUUUGUUCAGAACAAUCAAUAACAGUUGCUUGAUAAUAACCACUGGUAGGGAAAUGGUCAGCCAUAUUUUUCAUCCCAGCAAUCAGAUAUAGGAAACAAUAAACUGUGAAAUGUGCUUGGGAAAUAGUUUUUUUUUAAGCUUACCACUGACAUUUCUCUAGUUUCAAUCAUUCAAGCUUUCUUUUACCAAUGAAAUCGUUCUGUUUAAAGAGCUCAAAGUUCCAUGGCAUAGUUAACAUUUAGGCCCGUUUCAUAAGUUAUUGCAUAAAUUAUACUACUGGUAUAAAAGCUACUUCAGUGUGACUGUUCUAGAUAUAAGAACUGCAUAGCAAGGGGGAAUGCCAAGGUUCACACCAUUCCAGUGUUAUUCUUCUGAGCACAGAGAAGGUUUAUCAUGCACAUGUGGUCCCUACAAGCAAACCUUAAGGGAAUAGUGUGGAGCACAGAAAUAUGGCUCUUGUGCUGCUGCAUGCAAUGUAUCAUUCCUAAAUCUAGUACUGCAAGUGAACAAAAUCCGAUAAGGUGUACGUCAACAUUUUGUGUAGUUAUUACAUAUUAUCAUUCCAUGCCAUCUGUUACUUUAUGGUUGCAAAUGUUACAUGGAACUUCUCCUUCCACAAUAAAAAUUUCCCCUGAA
This is a messenger RNA of Sphaerodactylus townsendi, 3315 nucleotides long. It is a transcript of the gene CALCR, whose product is annotated as calcitonin receptor. NCBI's taxonomy places the organism in Eukaryota, Metazoa, Chordata, Lepidosauria, Squamata, Sphaerodactylidae. The transcript has 13 exons. Gene Ontology annotation, cellular component: plasma membrane; axon. Gene Ontology annotation, biological process: cell surface receptor signaling pathway; positive regulation of cytosolic calcium ion concentration; adenylate cyclase-activating G protein-coupled receptor signaling pathway. Bases 551 to 1957 code for a protein of 468 amino acids. Gene Ontology annotation, molecular function: amylin receptor activity; calcitonin receptor activity. The record is from RefSeq and is a predicted model, not a curated record.